AUGGCUACUGCCAAGCACUCCCCAGUUGUAGCAACCGGAUCAGCGGAAGCAGACUUCCAUUCACCACUAGUGGCUGAGUGCAGCUUGCUGCAAAGUUCAGAUUGUAGUUCACAUGUGCCGUGCUUGCUGGGGGAAGUACCUUCUUCGCCCUCAAGGGAACGCCAGCCAAGCCUGGAACCGAAGCCCCUACCGACACCUCCUGUAUCAAGUGUUCAGGAAAAAGUGGAGGCAGGGGGACACUCCGAAAGGGAGACAGCAACAACGGCAGCUGCAACACCCCCCGUCAGCCACGCUGGGGUUCCUCCUAUUGCAGAAAAAGUCAGAAAAACGGAAACUCAUCCUGGGCGAAGCAUCAGUAAUACAUCUGGAAGAGUUGAGCCUAACGUAGUCGCAAGCUCUCAAAAGCGAGUACAACCGCCUCAAACCCCAGGAUUUGUGGGCAAAGUUUAUCAAAAUUGUAGAGAACCUACAAGCGAGUACGAAGACGUCGAAGAGAAUACAGAGGCGCUCGCACUGCUGCGCCAUAGCGAGGUGUCCUUUGUAUGCGUUAGGGCGCUUGUCUCCUUCUUGGCUAGUUGUUGCACCGUCAGUCACUUUGGAAGCGAUGAGCGGCUACAACAGGCAAACGACCUUUCUACCUCACCAUUCCACUGCUCAUCCAGGCCGCACAUUGGACUCGAGGAAUACUUGGUGAAGCGGAUUUUUCGGCAUGGCAAACAAACCAUAAACGAAGGAGUGAUGGCUGUUGCUCUCCUCAGCCGGUUCCUUUGCAAGCAAAACGCGUUGCUUUCUGCUGCACUGCGCGAAAACAGUCACCAGCAGCGCCUGCAACAACACUUGGAUAGUUGUAGCAGGGAUGCAACAGUUCGUGACAAGGAUGCGAGGCAUGGGUCGGCAAUAGCCAGAGCUACUUCAGCCACCGAGGGCUUUUCAGCAACAGCGGCUCGCAUUGGAUACAUAGAGUUCAACUACUUGACUGCCCAUCGGCUGCUCUUGACUGCAGCAUUCUUGGCAAGGAAAACACACAGGGACGACCACACAAGCAUAAGGCACUGGGCUCAGCUCGGCGGGGUUCCAGUCGAAGAUCUGGUAGAGGCAGAGUCCGCAUUCGUGCAAGUUGUCGAAUGGCGGGUCCAGGUGACACUCGACGAGUUCUUCAGCACAGCCUUGGCGAUUUCACUUGGCGACCCGCGCCUUCUAGCGAAGCAGGGAGAGCUACAGCCUGUGCGGGGGAAUCCUGCUACAACGGCGGUGUAUGUUCGUGAACAUGCGUUGUUACUGCAACAACAAGCUGAUCUGACAACGCCUACAACGCUUCGAGGUCUCCAAGCACAGGAGCAGCUUCAUCAGAAGACUGCUCUUGACAAAAUGCAACUGCAGCAAACCGAAGAAGUUCUCACCUGCUGUAUGUGCUUCUCAUGCUGCAUGCUGCAGCCUGGGCAGGUUAAGCAGAGGAACGUUGGGUUGCCGUUUGCAGAUGUAGCUCCUCCUGAAGGGCUCGCAUCCUCGCAAGUUGAGAACGAUGUGCUGAACAAAAGCGAGCCAAUUGGUUUUCCUCUUUCAUCUACUUCGAAGCAAUUUCGGGAAACAGCACGCUAUAGCCUCAAGACAGGAAGCAAAGUUGGUCCGCUAGAUCUGCCUCAGUCACCAAGUGGAGAUGAGAAUCUAAGUACAACAGACGCAACACAAGCGCCUACCAUGUGGAAACUCAGUAGAGCUUUGAAUCAGCAUGAAUGUACCGCUAGGAGCACUGCCUGUGCAGCAGAUGAUUGCAGCCAUUCCCCUAGCGCUUCAGUAAAGCCGCACGACACCAGCAGCUGCGUCCUGCAGGAAGAUAUUCUUCAAAGUAAAGGUCGGCGUCAUUUUAAGGCGUACCCCCUUCGCACUUUUAAAAAAGAAGAAACGAAAGUUCCAGCCGCCCAUACAAAUCUUCGGGCGGGUCUAGCUCCAACUCAGUGA
Molecule: messenger RNA, 1959 nt
Organism: Eimeria mitis
Lineage: Eukaryota; Apicomplexa; Conoidasida; Eucoccidiorida; Eimeriidae
Product: cyclin domain containing protein, putative
Exons: 4
Coding region: 1-1959 (652 amino acids)
Biological process (GO): regulation of cyclin-dependent protein serine/threonine kinase activity
Molecular function (GO): protein kinase binding
Source: RefSeq, a predicted model, not a curated record